Messenger RNA from Moesziomyces antarcticus, 423 nucleotides. RefSeq names its product myosin regulatory light chain cdc4. The transcript has 3 exons. Lineage: Eukaryota; Fungi; Basidiomycota; Ustilaginomycetes; Ustilaginales; Ustilaginaceae. The coding region runs from base 1 to 423 and encodes 140 amino acids. Gene Ontology annotation, biological process: mitotic actomyosin contractile ring assembly. The record is from RefSeq and is a predicted model, not a curated record. Gene Ontology annotation, molecular function: calcium ion binding. Gene Ontology annotation, cellular component: myosin II complex.
AUGUCUGACGCUGAAUACAAGGAGGCCUUUGCGCUGUUCGACAAGAAGGGCACGGGGACGAUUGCGCGCGAGUCGCUCGGCGACCUUCUGCGUGCGUUGGGACAGAACCCUACACAGGCCGAGGUGGCGGAUCUGGCCAACACGGCGCCCAAGGACAUCGACUACAACUCGUUCCUCAACAUCCUCAACCGUCCCAACGGCUUCAAGCCCGCCGGCACACCGGACGAGUUCAUCCGCGGCUUCCAGGUGUUCGACAAGGACGGCAACGGAUUCAUCGGCGCCGGCGAACUCAGAUACGUCCUCACCAGCCUCGGCGAGAAGCUCUCGGACGACGAGAUGGACGAGCUCCUCAAGGGCGUCCAGGUCCACCCUGACGGCAACAUCCACUACGAGUCGUUCGUCCGCCAGAUCCUCAGCCAGUAG